Messenger RNA from Ambispora gerdemannii, 1581 nucleotides. NCBI's taxonomy places the organism in Eukaryota, Fungi, Glomeromycota, Glomeromycetes, Archaeosporales, Ambisporaceae. The record is from the annotation of a GenBank genome assembly.
AUGGAAGACAGCAAAAAACAACUGCUACAGACUAGACAGUCUCCAAUAAAAAAGAGUCACUCACCAAUGCACAGAAUAAGAAAAAGAAUUAGUAGCAUUCUUCUUGCUUUUCUGUUUUCACCGUCUCGUAGUAGUUCGCCAAUUCCAGCAAAAAAAAUUUACUCCGCUGAAGAACUUCGAGAAAAAGAACACAAAAUUGAUCAGUUGCAGACUUUUCUUGCGGAUAUAGGGCACCCUAUGGAAAGCAUGCAGGUGGAACUACUGCUGGAGAGGAACUCGUGGAACGUGGAGCUGGUUGCAGAGUAUUGUAGGGAUAUGGUUGAGGCGGAGGAAGGGCUGGUCAAUGAGGUUAAUAAUAAUGUGUGCAUGGUUGGUGCGGAGAAUGACCGGGGAACUAGUUGUUAUAUAGAUAGUCUUUUGUUCGCAAUGUUUGCUAGAAUGCGAGCGUUUGAUGGACUGCUUUAUGUCGAGCCCGAAAAACCUGAUGCAUCAGAUUUACUUGUACAUUUACGACUAUUUGUUAAUCGAUUAAGAUCAGGCAGUUUCUUAAACACACAAAUGCAAUUGCGUGAGAACCUUCGAAAAUGCGGCUGGAUCGGCACAGAUGACAAAGGACACCCGACACAAGAAGACACCUCUGAAUUCUUUUUAUUCCUCUCGAGUCUCUUUGAAUUACCAUAUCUCCCGCUCGGGAUCCACUUAUACCAUGGCGCAACCGAGGAAGCAAAUGAUGAACGAGUAGUCACCGAGCGGAUAAUUCAGAUUGCUAUUCCGGGUGAUCCGCAAGAUCUGGCGCCUGUGUCGUUGGAAGAGGCACUGAUGCUGUAUUUUCAUAAUAAUGUUGUGUCAGGGAUCAAUCGUACCGUGGGAAAUGAUAAUCGUGGCGGUGAUGGUAAUGAUGGUGAGUUGAUGGAAUUAAAGGAAAGCGAGGAGGAAGAGUAUGAAGAUGAAAAGUCUCAGACUAUCGAAGAAGUACCGGUGUCUGCAUGGCAGUUCUUAAAGCUUUUGCCUUUUUAUUCUGCGAGCAAUGAACAAGGCGAACAAAUUCAUGCAGAUACUUUUCAAUUCCCGGAUAAAAAUCUAAUUCUUCCACUAGUCUUAAAACGAUACGGUUACAAUGACAAAUAUCAACCAUUUCGAAUAGAAAAACGAGUAAUCAUUCCUCCUAGUGUCAACUUCAACACAUUCCUCAACUUAGAGGCGGUGGACGAACCAUGUCGUUGUAAUACCGAGCAUCGGUAUCGUUUGCAAUUACGAUCAGUCGUGUGUCAUAUUGGGAGCAAUUUAUCGUCGGGACAUUAUAUUGGGUAUACUUCUGACGAUGAAGGCUGGUACAAACUCGACGACCUAAACACCGAACAACGCGUCAAAAGAUACGGCACGAUCGAAGAAAUAACCUAUCUAUUUAACGAGUUUAGUCUCAACGCAUAUCUGCUGUUUUACGAGCUACAGUUUUCGCAUCCGGCGGUCACCAUUGAAGAGGAGGCGAUUGAGCUUGACCAUCACGUUGCACAAAAUCUGCAGUUGAAAGAGUUUUCGAAUGGUGGUGGGCCGAAUGAGCGGAAUUGUUGCAUACAGUAG